Molecule: messenger RNA, 369 nt
Organism: Penicillium hordei
Lineage: Eukaryota; Fungi; Ascomycota; Eurotiomycetes; Eurotiales; Aspergillaceae
Exons: 2
Coding region: 1-369 (122 amino acids)
Source: RefSeq, a predicted model, not a curated record
AUGGAGAAUAGCAGUCUCGACAACGUAGCCCGUGACCCUUUGAGGGAGUUUAUCAUCCCAAACCAUGGACAACGAUGGAUUAUCUCCAUUACAACUCUAAUACCUAUUGCCUACGCCAACCGCAGUCUUCUAGGCCAAGGCCUCAUGUGUCUUGGGCUUAUGAUAGGUACAUUGGUAGCUGAAGCCUUUUUCAGUGGCCGAUUAGAGGACGAAAUCAUUGGAAGAAUAAGGGCAGAGAAGGAUUCAACCCGAGAUGCGAAUCUGGUAUUGGAGUGUCUUGUUCGUUUCGAUGUCAUACUCAUAAGCCCAAGCAGUUCCUUGAAGCAAUACAGUCCCGUCACUCUAGAUGCAGCCCAGGGCAUCAGGUAG